Anoplopoma fimbria (sablefish) is the source of this 771-nucleotide messenger RNA. RefSeq names its product aquaporin-8-like. Lineage: Eukaryota; Metazoa; Chordata; Actinopteri; Perciformes; Anoplopomatidae. Gene Ontology annotation, biological process: transmembrane transport. Gene Ontology annotation, molecular function: water channel activity. Gene Ontology annotation, cellular component: plasma membrane. The transcript has 5 exons. The record is from RefSeq and is a predicted model, not a curated record. Bases 1 to 771 code for a protein of 256 amino acids.
AUGUCAGAAACAAAGACACAGGUCUUCACAAUAGCUGAGACGGGAGAGACGGCAUCUGAGAGGGGCAACAGGAACAAGAAGAGAUGCAUCUUUGAGCAGUAUGUGCAGCCCUGCCUGGCUGAGCUGUUUGGGACGAGCCUGUUUGUGUUUGUGGGGUGUGCCUCUGUUAUUGGGAAUGUGGGAGCAGGUGUCAUCCAGCCCGCUGUGGCACAUGGACUGGCCCUGGGAGUGCUGAUCAUGGUGUUUGGGCAAAUUAGUGGGGGCCACUUUAACCCUGUGGUUUCUCUGAGCGUCUACCUGUGUGGAGGGAUGGGGCUUCCCCUCCUGCUGCCUUAUGUGCUGGCUCAGAUGUGUGGAGGCAUGAUCGGUGCGGCUUUGACCAAGGCAGUGUUCCCCUUUAAUGUGUAUAAUGCGUCCCUCGGAGGAGCCUUUGAUGUAGUCAAUAAAGAUCUGGCUAAAACCACUCUGGCUGAGGUGAUGAUGACCCUGUUCCUCAUCACGGUGGUGUGCAUGGGCGCCGUCAACAGCAAAACCCGAUCACCGUGGGUUUCUUUCUGCAUCGGCCUCACUGUGACGGCCAACAUAUUUGCAGGGGGGUCGUUGUCUGGAGCCUGUAUGAACCCUGCUCGGGCCUUCGGUCCUGCAGUGGUUGCAAACCACUGGGACCAUCACUGGAUCUACUGGGUGGGACCCACUUGUGGCGCGCUGCUCACUGUCAGCUUCAUCAGGUUGCUGUUAGGUGACGAGAAGACCCGAAUUGUGAUGAGGUGA